ACACCUCCGCCCCUGGAUUGGUUCAUUGAACCUGGACACCUUCGUGUCGUCAUUCACUGGUCGUCUCUCUGCUUUGCCUUUGCGGCUUCCCGCCUAUAUAAAGAGAGAUCCAAGGUUCAGGCCAAACCAAGCCUGAAACUCUGGAAGCCUUGAAGAAUAAUCUUUAAGCAUAUACUAGUAACGUUGUGCAUUGUCGUGCCCAACACAUACACAGCCAUGAUGACGAGGAAGGCGACCGUGGACGCCAGGGAGGCGGAGGAGAUCAGGCGGAGGAACGCUGAGCUCGAGAGGGCGGUGGCGGAGGCGGCGGCGAGGGAGGAGCGGCUGCGGCGGGAGCUGGAGGCGGCGCUGGCGCGGCUGGCCGUGGCCGAGGAGGGCGAGGAGAGGCUGUGCGUGCAGCUGGGCGAGCUGGAGGCCGAGGCCGUGACGCAGGCCGUCGAGUACCGGGAGCACGUCAGGGCGCUCUCCGAGCGGCUCGCCUUCGCCGACGGUGUGCUCAGGAACUCCGGGAUCGCCGCCGGCGUCGGGAGCAGUGGUUGAUCCAGCGACAUGACCGGUACAGCAGCAUCGCUCGGCGAACUCUGGUUGCUCGUGACGGAUCUCGUGUAAGUUGUAAAUGUUUUUCUUUUCCCGAAUCACGUUGAUUCGUGUGCGACGAUGUAUGUAGACUGUGUGGGGUUGUAAAAUUAGCUUGAGAUGAUAUUGAAGAGAUCAGCCGCUACUGGUUGUUCUGGUUGGCUGGUUUCAUCAUUA
Molecule: messenger RNA, 753 nt
Organism: Setaria italica (foxtail millet)
Lineage: Eukaryota; Viridiplantae; Streptophyta; Magnoliopsida; Poales; Poaceae
Product: protein RESPONSE TO LOW SULFUR 2-like
Exons: 1
Coding region: 217-540 (107 amino acids)
Biological process (GO): cellular oxidant detoxification
Source: RefSeq, a predicted model, not a curated record